GAUUUCCAGUGGUGGUCGGUCACGUUGUGCCUGUAGCCGAGCUUUGAGAGGCGAUUACACUUUGAAUUCGACCAGGGUAAGUUUUGCAAGCAACAUAGUCAAUCUAUUCAAGUUACUUCUCCCACCAUGACAUAUGUAAUACCCACUCUACGUGCGGAGAUUAAGGCUUGGGAACGCGAUUUCAAGGAUAAAUACAACAGAAACCCUUCUGUACAGGACAUCAAAGACAUGGAUGUAAUAGCUGAAAAGUAUAAAUUAUACAAGACUUUGAUCAAAACUAUGCCAGCUGCUGCGCUUAGUGCAGCCUCUACGCCUUCCAAGUCUCAAAGUCACCUUUCUCAUUCGGUUGCAGUCAUGUUUGGUCCUCGUGCUGUGAAAGUCACCGCAGCUCUACCGAAGCCCAACCCGUUUUCGCCCCUCAAAGAUAUAGUGAGGGCAGGGCACAAAUCGCCAAAUGCAUUUACCACCCCAGCUCGGGACAGGUCUUGGUUUUGGGAUAGAUCUCCAGAAAUAUCUUCACCCAUCCGGGCAGAGCAUAACUCGACAACCCUUCAUGCUCCCUUAGUAACAAGUAGUGCGGUUUCUCGGGCUAGGAAACGCUUUCGUGGAGAGCCCGUCUCACCUUCACCCAGCAAGAUUAAACGCCAGCGCCUUGGUUUGCAAAGUACUCUUCGUCUCACGGCGUACCCAUCAUGCGAUUCCCAAGGCGACGCUGAAUCAGGACGAUUUACUGAUGAUGAUCCCCAUGACAUACCAUUUAUAGACAACUCGCCUUCCAAGCCUCCUAGUGGUAAAAAAUCAUUCAAGUUACUGUUUGAAGAUAUAACUCCUUCACAUGGUUUAUCUGCUUGCUCUAAGUGGCCUCAAUCUGCAGGCGAAAGUCGCUUUAGCAGAGGCACAAAUGAACAACGCACCAAGAGAAGAAGCAUUACCUCGAGCAUAAAAGUCGAUCAAGGCCUGACGACCAUCAAUGACAGAGGCUUUGCCUCUUCAGACCAGAAAUUGGACUCGGGCCAUGCUCUCAGAUUCACUAGUCAAACAGAGCAUUUUGAUUUUGUCAAAGUGUCUGAGGAUAUAUACACAACCCACAAGCCUUCACCUGGACCGUCUCCGCAAAGAGCUCCCAUGACGUGCUCCCUGAUCAAGUCUGAGGCAGCGUCUCAAAGUUCUGAAGUGUCAUCAACGCGCCCCCACCGGAUCGUGCUACUUCCCCCUUCGCCGCCUCCCGCCUCCAUCGAUUCAUAUCACUCACAUUGCAACGGGAACAAAGCUAUUGCAACUGUGGGCAGGAAUAAAUACAAGUUAGCAGAGGAAGAUGAUCAAGUCGAGGGCAAGGUAAAAGACAUUGAUGAGACUAUUCCUGUAAAGGUCUUGAAGCGCGCUCUGCAGAUGCAUGUAGACGACCACUUGGAUUCUGACCCUGCCCUGUCGUAUGCUACUCGUAACGCCGAUUCAGGUAUCUGGGCAACAGAUGACGGGAGAUAUAAUGAACAGGAAGGACUUGAAAUCAACCUCCCCGAUAAGCUUCGCCGUAUGCUAGCCAUACUACCCUCAAGAAGGCAACACAAAAACGAGGAGUGUGUUGUCCAUAGAUUGCUAUAUGGUGCUCAUAUCUGUCACUAUGACACUUGCAAAGGGGGUGAAAUCUGGAACGUGGGUGAAGGAGAAGACAAUAUGGCUAAAUAUGAAGACGAAGGAGACUGGGAGAGUGAGCCUGCAUUGUGGGAAAUGGGAGAGCUCUAGGCUGCAAUGGACUUCUUCGAGUUCUAUGAUUUCAACGCUUUAGCAUGACUGCGAUAAUUCCCACCAUAAAGGUGAUUGAAAAGUCUUCAUCAUAAUUAAUAUGCUGUCUGAUUACACGAUGCAAGAGCUCGAU
This is a messenger RNA of Serpula lacrymans var. lacrymans S7.9, 1876 nucleotides long. RefSeq lists its product as uncharacterized. Bases 127 to 1743 code for a protein of 538 amino acids. NCBI's taxonomy places the organism in Eukaryota, Fungi, Basidiomycota, Agaricomycetes, Boletales, Serpulaceae. Gene Ontology annotation, molecular function: single-stranded DNA binding; DNA replication origin binding. Gene Ontology annotation, biological process: double-strand break repair via break-induced replication; DNA replication initiation; DNA replication. The record is from RefSeq and is a predicted model, not a curated record. The transcript is spliced from 2 exons. Gene Ontology annotation, cellular component: DNA replication preinitiation complex.